GCGCCGGCCGCCUUUGUGAGGGAAAGCGGUGGCGUGGAAUGUUCGCGAAGCCUCCGACGCCAUUGCGCCCCUCAGUGUAGGCCCUCCGCCUAUGGCGACCGGGGCCAACGCGACGCCUCUGGGGAAACUGCAUCCGCCCCCGCCGCCGGGCAAGACCGGCUAUCCGCUUCCUCCUCCCGGAUUAGUGAUGCAAGGCCCGCCGCCUCCGCCGCCACCUCCAGGCCCCGCGCAGGCCCAGCCUCAGCCGGCCAUCCCGAGCCUCAUGGCGGCCGCCGGGUUUCCCUUCGCCGCGUUGCCGCCGCCUCCCCCUCCGCCGCCGCCUCCGCCGCCGCCUCAGCAGCCUCAACCACCCCCGCAGCAGCCUCAGCCGCCGCCGCCGCCACCCCCGCAGGCUCAGCAGCCUCAGCCGGCCCAGUACGGCCAGUACCGCUUUCCUUCGCCCCCGCCUCCCCAGCAGCCGAUGGGCCUCGAGCAGCCGCCGCCGCCCCAGCACCUCCACCUUCUACAGCAGGACGAGGUUGGCCAGGCCGGGGCCGGCAACUCAGAUUACCCUAAUAAAAAGAGGAAGAGGAGCAGGUGGAAUCAAGACACCAUGGAGCAGAAGACGAUCAUUCCUGGCAUGCCCACAGUCAUCCCUCCUGGGCUUACCCGUGAACAAGAAAGAGCUUACAUAGUGCAACUGCAGAUAGAAGACCUGACUCGUAAACUGCGCACAGGAGACCUGGGCAUCCCCCCUAACCCUGAGGACAGGUCUCCUUCCCCUGAACCAAUUUACAAUAGCGAGGGGAAGCGCUUGAACACCCGGGAAUUCCGGACGCGGAAGAAGCUCGAAGAAGAGAGGCACAAUCUGAUAACAGAGAUGGUGGCUCUCAAUCCAGACUUCAAGCCACCGGCUGAUUACAAACCUCCGGCAACUCGAGUGAGCGAUAAGGUGAUGAUUCCGCAGGAUGAAUAUCCUGAGAUUAACUUUGUUGGGCUUCUGAUUGGACCAAGGGGCAACACACUGAAAAACAUUGAAAAAGAGUGUAAUGCCAAGAUCAUGAUCCGGGGUAAAGGAUCCGUGAAAGAAGGAAAGGUCGGACGGAAAGAUGGCCAGAUGUUGCCUGGCGAAGACGAGCCCCUGCAUGCUUUGGUCACUGCCAACACGAUGGAGAAUGUGAAGAAGGCUGUGGAGCAGAUCAGGAACAUUCUGAAGCAAGGCAUUGAGACCCCCGAGGAUCAGAAUGACCUGCGCAAGAUGCAGCUGCGGGAGCUGGCCCGUCUCAACGGGACACUGCGUGAAGAUGACAACAGGAUUCUACGUCCAUGGCAAAACACGGAGACUCGCAGCAUCACCAAUACCACCGUCUGCACCAAAUGUGGGGGAGCCGGACACAUAGCAUCGGACUGCAAAUUUGCCCGGCCUGGCGAUCCCCAGUCGGCGCAAGAUAAAGCCCGCAUGGACAAGGAGUAUUUGUCUCUGAUGGCUGAACUGGGAGAAGCUCCGGUACCGGCUUCCGUGGGAUCCUCUUCCGGACCCUCGAACCCUUCCCUGGCCAGUGGCCCAAGACCGUCGGGGCCAGGAAGCAGCCAGCCGCCUCCUAGCCGCCCCCCCUGGAUGAAUUCUGGCCCUUCGGAAAGCAGGCCCUUCCACAACAUGCACGGGGGCAGCGGGGGCGGCGGCAGCAGCGGGAGCGGCAGCGGGAGCAGCGGCGGGGGACCCACGGGCCCAAGCGGCCCCCACAAUUUCCCUCACCCCAUGUCGAGCAUGGGGGGGCACGGGGGCGGCCACCCAAUGCAGCACAACCCCAGCGGGCCCCCGCCUUGGAUGCAGCCUCACAACCCCCCCAUGAACCAGGGGCCACAUCCCCACGGGCACCCUGGCCCCCACCACAUGGAUCAGUACCUGGGCAAUGCGCCAGUGGGCUCUGGGGCCUAUCGCCUCCAAGGAAAAGGUGAGUUGCGGCUUGACGGGGUCCUGCGAGGCGAGGGAGGGAGGGAGGGGGAGAUCUGGGUCCUCUUGGGGACUGACCUUGGUUAUUUUUUCCUCUCCCCACCCCUGCAGGUGGUGCUCGCCUUGCCCUACGACACCCCCGUGCCUGGGUAUCGCAACAACACAGUCAACACCAUGCGGUUGUGGUCUGCCAGAGCUCCCAACGAGUUCAACCUGAAGGACUUCAAUGUGGGCGGCUAUAUUCAGGCCGUGCUGGACCGGAAUUUGGCAGAAAACAUUUCCCGUGUUCUGUAUCCCAAUGAUAACUUCUUCGAAGGGAAAGAGCUGCGCCUGAAGCAGGAGUAUUUCGUGGUGGCCGCCACGCUGCAAGAUAUCAUCCGCCGGUUCAAAUCCUCCAAGUUCGGCAGCCGUGAUCCUGUCCGCACCUCUUUUGACGCCUUUCCAGACAAGGUCGCCAUUCAACUCAAUGACACGCAUCCUUCGUUGGCCAUCCCAGAGCUGAUGAGGAUUUUGAUGGAUAUUGAGAAGCUGGAGUGGGAUAAGGCCUGGGACGUCACUGUGCGCACCUGUGCAUACACCAACCACACCGUGCUGCCUGAGGCACUGGAGCGCUGGCCCGUCCACCUCCUUGAGACCCUCCUGCCCCGUCACUUGGAGAUCAUCUACGAAAUCAACCAACGUUUCCUCGACAAAGUCUACACCACCUUCCCGGGAGACCUCGACCGGCUGCGCCGCAUGUCCAUGGUGGAAGAAGGAAGCGUCAAACGGAUCAACAUGGCGCAUCUCUGCAUCGUGGGCUCCCAUGCGGUCAACGGAGUUGCCUGGAUCCACUCUGAGAUCCUGAAGGCCACUGUAUUUAAAGAUUUCUACGAAUUCGAACCGCACAAGUUCCAGAACAAAACCAAUGGCAUCACGCCCCGUCGGUGGCUGGUUUUGUGCAACCCUGGGCUGGCUGAGGUCAUAGCUGAGCGCAUUGGAGAAGACUAUAUCGCGGAUCUGGAUCAGCUGAGGAAACUUCUCAAUUUCGUGGAUGACGAAAGUUUUAUCCGGGAUGUGGCCAAAGUCAAACAGGAGAACAAGUUGAAGUUUUCCGCCUACCUGGAGAAGGAAUACAAGGUCAAGAUCAAUCCCAACUCCCUCUUCGACGUGCAGGUGAAGCGGAUCCACGAGUACAAGAGGCAGCUGCUCAAUUGCCUGCAUGUCAUCACCCUUUACAACCGAAUCAAGAGGGAACCUAACAAGCACUUUGUGCCACGGACAGUCAUGAUUGGAGGCAAGGCGGCUCCUGGCUACCACGUGGCCAAAAUGAUCAUCAAGCUGGUAACCGCCAUCGGAGACAUCAUCAACCAUGAUCCCAUCGUUGGUGACCGGCUGAAGAUGAUCUUCUUGGAAAACUACCGAGUCUCCCUGGCUGAAAAGGUGAUCCCUGCAGCUGAUCUUUCUGAGCAGAUCUCAACAGCCGGCACCGAAGCUUCGGGAACCGGGAACAUGAAAUUUAUGCUGAAUGGGGCUCUGACCAUUGGCACCAUGGAUGGCGCCAACGUGGAGAUGGCAGAGGAAGCCGGAGAGCAAAACCUGUUCAUUUUUGGCAUGCGCGUGGAGGAUGUGGAUGAGAUGGACAAGAAAGGCUACUGCGCCAAGGAUUAUUAUGACCAGAUCCCUGAACUGAAGCAAGCCAUGGACCAGCUGAGCAACGGCUUCUUCUCACCCAAGCAGCCGGAUCUCUUUAAGGACAUCGUUAACAUGCUCAUGUACCACGACCGGUUUAAAGUUUUUGCCGACUACGAAGCUUACAUUAAAUGUCAAGAAAAGGUCAGCGCCCUUUAUAAGAACUCCAAGGAGUGGACGAAGAAGGUGAUCCGGAACAUUGGGACUUCUGGAAAGUUCUCGAGCGACCGCACCAUCGCCCAGUAUGCCCGUGAGAUCUGGGGGGUCGAGCCCACCCGCCAAAAGAUCCCUGCCCCCGAUGAGCCUCGGGAAUGAGCACCCACCACCCUCCGUCCUCCUGCCCUGUUACCCCCAGCAACUGGGGGGGCUCGGCUGCAACACAGUUCUCCAUCUCGGCCAAGCCCCCAACGUGUCACCGAGGGGGGGGGAUGUGUUAGGAAGAACCCCUCACCUUCCUAGCCCCCCUCCCCUCGGUAUGUAUUUUUUUAAAAUUCACCAUCCCCCUUUCCUUUGUAUUUCCUUCUGUGCUUCCUUCCCUUCCUAGCGUGAGAAAAAGCUUCUUUUUCAGCUUUUGAAGGCGGAGGGUCUUCAAAACAGCCAGGCCCAGCAGGGGAAGGAGAGUUGGUUGUUCAGCUCAGCAAAAAACAACAACAACACAAUCCUUCCGGUCAUUGUGAAAUGAGGAAAGGGGUUUGCAAACCGGAAGAUAGAAGCAAAAAGGAAAAUUACAAAUAAAGCUUUUAAAA
Molecule: messenger RNA, 4347 nt
Organism: Notechis scutatus (mainland tiger snake)
Lineage: Eukaryota; Metazoa; Chordata; Lepidosauria; Squamata; Elapidae
Source: RefSeq, a predicted model, not a curated record